This is a messenger RNA of Nematolebias whitei (Rio pearlfish), 1448 nucleotides long. It is a transcript of the gene birc7, whose product is annotated as baculoviral IAP repeat containing 7. Gene Ontology annotation, biological process: positive regulation of protein ubiquitination; negative regulation of apoptotic process; regulation of cell cycle. Bases 65 to 1309 code for a protein of 414 amino acids. Gene Ontology annotation, cellular component: nucleus; cytoplasm. The record is from RefSeq and is a predicted model, not a curated record. The transcript has 7 exons. Gene Ontology annotation, molecular function: cysteine-type endopeptidase inhibitor activity involved in apoptotic process; ubiquitin protein ligase activity. NCBI's taxonomy places the organism in Eukaryota, Metazoa, Chordata, Actinopteri, Cyprinodontiformes, Rivulidae.
UGUUAUUUCAGCUGUUGUUCUGCACUCACCUUCAGUGUGCGCUCCACUAUGGACCGCAAAAGGGAUGCCAGGCACAGGACAAAGAGAGAGAGAAAAGCCCACACCCUGCAGAAUGACGGAUGACAGGAGAACUUUGCUGCAGCUCCUCAAGGAGCCUCAGAUGCGAGAAGAGAGGAAAAGGCUUAGGACUUUCCAGAACUGGCCCGCAGACGCGCCUGUGACCUCUGGAGACCUGGCCAAGGCAGGCUUUUUCUUUUUAGGCCGCAGGGAUGAAGUCCAGUGUUUCUGCUGUGGGGGGAUUUUAAGAUACUGGGUGCCGGGGGAUAAUCCAGAUGCUGAGCAUAAGCGGCAUUUCCCUACUUGCAGCUUCGCACUGGGGCGAGCUGUGGGCAAUAUUCCUCUCCAAACAGGCUCCUCGGACUCUGUGGACGGCCAGCUGUUGAGUCAGCUCCAGAGGAUGACGAUGGACGACCAGGGAACAGCUGGACAAGCGGUCUAUCCGGAGAUGGAAGCUGAAGAUUCUCGGCUCGCCACUUUCCACAACUGGCCGGCCGAGGCCUCCGUCCAGCCUGAUGUUCUCGCCAGAGCAGGAUUUUUCUACACAGGUCAUGGUGACAACGUCAAAUGUUUUUUCUGUGACGGAGGGCUGAGGAACUGGGAGCCAGGGGACGACCCCUGGCAGGAACAUGCCAAAUGGUUUCCACGAUGUGAAUUUUUAAUCCAGUCGAGAGGGCAGGAGUACAUCACCAACAUACAGGAUGCUCAUUUCCACCUGGGCGACUCUGUGGGUGGAUCACAGACUUCUACUGGAGGAGAUGUUGGUUCUAGAAACAGUUUGGUUGGAAGUCGGGGAGCUUCAUCCGCCAUGCUUUCUCCCGUGGUUCAAACUGUGCUCCAGAUGGGCUUUGAGGCGAGCCUGGUGGAGAGUUUGGUCCAGACCAGGUACCUCCUGGCAGGUCAGCACUACACGUCUGUGUCUGCGCUGGUCACUGACGUCCUGCAGGCAGAGGAGGAGGACAGAGAGAGGGAGCCGAGCAGCACAGAACCAGAGACGAGCCAGGGGUCCAGUGCUGGGAAUGUGAGGACGCAAACACCGGCCCGAGGAAAAGUGAAGGAUCCUAGUCCAGAAGAGCUGCUAAGGCAGCUGCAGGAGGAGAGGACCUGCAAAGUGUGCAUGGACAAGCUGGUGUCCAUCGUCUUCAUCCCCUGCGGUCACCUGGUGGUUUGUGGUGAUUGUGCUGCCAGCCUGCGUCACUGUCCCAUCUGCAGAGCUGUCGUCAGAGGCAGCGUUCGUGCUUUUAUGUCUUGACGCUGCGGUGAAAAGCCACUCGUAUACAGACACGACUGCCCCCGACGUGCCCUCAGUAUCUCCCAAUGAAAACUGAGUGCUGGCUGCUUGUUGUGUCCUAUUUUACAGAUCGUUUUCUAUAAUAAACAUUUUGAGUUCC